Messenger RNA from Exserohilum turcica Et28A, 1498 nucleotides. RefSeq lists its product as uncharacterized. The record is from RefSeq and is a predicted model, not a curated record. Lineage: Eukaryota; Fungi; Ascomycota; Dothideomycetes; Pleosporales; Pleosporaceae. The transcript has 6 exons. Gene Ontology annotation, molecular function: flavin adenine dinucleotide binding; sarcosine oxidase activity. The coding region runs from base 40 to 1353 and encodes 437 amino acids.
GCUAUUUGUCAGCAAACGACCUUACUGCGUGCAAGAGCCAUGCAUUCUCAACUCUAUGAUGUUAUCGUAGUUGGAGGAGGUGCGAUUGGGCUUGGUGCUGCAUAUGAGGUAGCUAAAGCAGGCAAGUCUAUCCUAGUACUCGAGCAGAACUGUUUGUUCAACUCGGCUGGAAGCUCCAAUGACCUAGCCAGGAUGUAUCGCACCAUGUACACUGAGCCAUUCAUGGCGGAGCUUGCUUACAAGUCUAUGAGCAUUUGGAAAGAACUAGAAAUGGACUGUGGAACAUCUUUGCGGACAAUGUCGGGGCUCCUAAAUUUCGGAGAUCCUACAAUGGGAGAAGACACCCCAGAAGGAACGCUCAUGGGACCAAUAGCUAAUCUAGAGAGUCUGGGUAUGCCUUUUCGCAAGAUGACUAAACAAGAGAUGGAAAACGAGUACCCGUUCAAGAACCUCCCAGAAGCGUGGGAAGGCAUAUUUGCUCCAGAUAAUGGCGUGAUCAAUGUUCCGCUACUCGUUCGAACGCUGGCGCGCCUGGCUAAAGACUAUGGCGCUCACACUCAGCAAUAUGCCGAGGUGAGAACACUUGUCCCUGUCAAGGAGAAUGGUGAAGACAUAUGGAAGGUCGAAACUCGUGUCAACGGCAAUGAUACGGUUUCAUUUAGGGCUCGGAAAAUCAUCAUAGCGGCAGGUGCAUACACAAACCAUGUAUUGCAACCCAGCUUUAAUCUCAAGCUGAAACUCAACAUCUGGGAGAUGGUAGCAUCGUACUUCACGGUCAAUGCCGGCCCUCAUGGAACCCAUUUUCCAAGCAUGUGGUUUCAGUUUGCAAAGAACGAUCAUGGCAGAUCGCGGCUGUUCUAUGGGUUCCCAACAGUCGAGUGGGGUCCUCCCAACGUGUGUCGAAUUGCAGUCGAUGCAGCAACGAGACAAAUUAAAGAUCCCAAUCAACGAUGCGGCAGUGUUGUGAAUCCCGAGGAUAUACAUGACACACAACAGUUCAUUGAAAAGCACUUGGUUGGAGUUGACCACAUAACGCCUGCGUAUACCUUAUCGUGUCUGCAGACGAACACUUUCGAUAACAUGUUUGUACUAGACUACAUUCCAGAACGGUAUCUCCAAGGUGGUGCGAAGGAUAGUGUGGCAUUGUUUACUGCCGGCUGGGCUAUGAAGUUCGUACCACUGAUCGGUAGAGCCCUAAAGGACAUGGUACUAAACGGGCACUCGGAAUAUGCGUUGGACGAGUUUAAGAUCGACCGCCUGGAUCUCAAGAGCAAAGGAAAAGAUGGCAAACCCCAAGCAGGCAUCAUUGACGAAGUGAAUGCUGAAUUUUGCAAUCGCUGGGAGUAUCUUUAGUGGUGGGAAUUGAUGUUUCAUUCACUGGAUCUCAUUUACAACUGCACUUAGGGUAUCCAGAGACUACCCGAAUCAUGUAGGUUUUAGGCUUGUAUAUAGCCAUACCUCUGGAUACUUGAGCUUGGAUCAAUUUAUGGGGAUCUCC